Brassica napus (rape) is the source of this 1172-nucleotide messenger RNA. Its product is annotated as ribulose bisphosphate carboxylase small subunit, chloroplastic 2-like. The transcript has 3 exons. The record is from RefSeq and is a predicted model, not a curated record. Lineage: Eukaryota; Viridiplantae; Streptophyta; Magnoliopsida; Brassicales; Brassicaceae. The coding region runs from base 482 to 1027 and encodes 181 amino acids.
AUAGAAUUGUUACUCUUCUUCGUUUGAGUAUGAACAUAAUCAUCAAUAGUGCUCUCAUCACUCAUAAGUUAUAACUAAUGACGACAUUACAUGUCUGAUUCAAGUAAUUUAAUUUUCUUGUAGUACAAGUCCACGAAGAUUUAAAUGUAGGUCAUGCGUCUCAUUUCUUUUCUGCCAAAAGGAAGGAGCCAAGAGAAUCGGCUCAAGUGGACACUAGUAACCAUACACAUUCACUCAUUACCUUCCAAGAAAAGAUAAGAUAAGAAAAUUUUCUGCCACGUGGCCUUAUCAUAGUGGUCUGUAUCGAUAAGGGUGUCAACACCUUUCCUUAAUCCUGUGGCAGGUAACGACGUUAUCAUCAGACAUGAAUCCCGCACUCUUUGAUCUAAGGGCUUUAUGCCUCAUGCCGGCCUCACUAUAUAUAGAUGACCAAAGGAAUAGACAAACAAGUAAGUAAGAGAAAAGAGAAAAAGAAGUAGUAAUGGCUUCCUCUAUGCUCUCCUCCGCCGCUGUGGCUACCUCACCGGCUCAAGCCACCAUGGUUGCUCCAUUCACCGGCUUGAAGUCAUCCGCUGCAUUCCCAGUCACCCGCAAAAGCAACACUGAUAUUACUUCCAUUGCAAGCAACGGAGGAAGAGUUAGCUGCAUGAAGGUGUGGCCACCAGUCGGAAAGAAGAAGUUUGAGACUCUCUCUUAUCUUCCUGACCUUACUGACGUUGAAUUGGCCAAAGAAGUUGACUACCUUCUCCGCAACAAGUGGAUUCCUUGUGUUGAAUUUGAGUUGGAGCACGGAUUUGUGUACCGUGAGCAUGGAAGCACACCUGGAUACUACGAUGGCCGUUAUUGGACAAUGUGGAAGCUUCCUUUGUUCGGAUGCACCGACUCUUCUCAAGUGUUGAAGGAAGUGCAAGAGUGCAAGACGGAGUACCCUAACGCCUUUAUUAGAAUCAUUGGAUUCGACAACAACCGUCAGGUCCAGUGCAUCAGUUUCAUCGCCUACAAGCCACCAAGCUUCACCGGUGCUUAAUUUCCUUUCUAAAACAAUCAUAUAAUAAUCUAUACUCAUUUCACUUCCAAUUGCCUGUUUUUAUCCUCUUUGGAUUUCUGUCUGGGACAUUUUCUAUCGGAUUGUCAAAUGUCUGAUUUAUGGAUAUAUAUAUGUAAUUUCUAUA